AUGGACCUCUUAAAUAGUCAACACAGCCUUGAUGAACCCACCAAUUUUUAUGAGAGUUUUUCACCAAGUAUUGAACUAAGUGAUGAAUCAGAGCGUAGAACAAGAAGGAAAUGGUCAUCGACAGAUGAUGUUGUGCUCGUCAGUGCGUGGCUAAACACGAACAAGGAUCCAAUAGAGAGAGCCUUUUGGAGACGCAUUGCAUCUUAUUGUGCAUCAAGCCCGAAGCUUGCUGGUCAGGAAAAGAGAGAGCCCAGUCAUUAUAGGCAGAGGUGGAGGAAGAUAAGUGAUUCAGUUUUCAAGUUUGUUGGAUGCUAUGAGGCUGCUGUUGCAACAACAACAACAACAACUACUAGUCAGAAAUCAUCAAGUGCCCCCCAGAAUGAGAAUAAUGAUGUUAUCAAGCUGGCACACGAAAUUUACUUGAAUGAUCACAAGGUCAAGUUCACCAUGGAGCAUGCUUGGAGAGAGCUUCGACAUGCUCCUAAAUGGUGUUCGUCUUCAUAUACUAAAACGACUGCAAUUGCAAAAAAGAGAAGAAAGUGUGAGGAGCGUUCUGCACUGUCUUCAAGCUCCCGCCCCCAACCACUACUAAGCCAUGGAGAGGAUCAAGAAGCACCAGGAGAAGACAAGUCUCUGUUGGAGUUUCAGAUGGAAGAGAAGCUUAGUAAGCAUAAAUUGCUUGACACUCUCCUUGCAAAAACACAGCCACUUAGUGAAUUAGAAUUGGCUUUAAAGAACAAGCUACUUAAUGACUUGUUGUCAAGCUAA
This is a messenger RNA of Camelina sativa (false flax), 768 nucleotides long. Its product is annotated as glutathione S-transferase T2-like. Lineage: Eukaryota; Viridiplantae; Streptophyta; Magnoliopsida; Brassicales; Brassicaceae. The record is from RefSeq and is a predicted model, not a curated record.